AUGCAGUUGCCCUCGGACCGUUGCAGGGGUGCCCGUCACGGCCUGACCAUGAGCGCUAAGCUGGCGCGCCUGGAGGAGCAGGAACGAGCCUUCCUGGCCACAUACCGACACAAGGAGCUGCAGUGUGAGGCCCCAGACAGCAGCUCCCCAGCAGAGAGUCAGAGAAAAAGGAAGAAGAAAAAAAGGAAACAGUCCAGGGAUGGAGCUGAUCCCGAGGUGCUGCAAAGCGAGGACCGAAGUGGGGAAGAGGAGGAGGUGGCGGGAGAGGAAGGGAAGGUUCUGAAGAGGAAGAAGAAGAAGAAGAAGAAGAAGAAGAAGAAGAAGAAGAAGAACCUGGAGAACCAGGAGCCAAGUGGAGAAGAGGAAGAGGUGGCAGGAGAGGAAGGGAAGACUGUGAAGAGGAAGAAGAUGCAGAAGAAGGACAAGGAAGAGCCAGGUGAGACAGACAAGAAGGAUAAGGAGGAGGAGGAGGAAAAAGAAGAGACAGUUGAGAUAGAGAAGAAGAAGAUGAAAAAGAAGAAGAAGGUGGUGGAGGACAAAGAAGAGCUGAUUGAGACAGAGGUACCUCUAGAAGACACAGGCAGGCCAGACCAGGCUGGGCACAGCCCCAGGAAGAAGAAGAAGAGGAAGAAGGAGCCAGAGUGA
This is a messenger RNA of Antrostomus carolinensis (chuck-will's-widow), 645 nucleotides long. RefSeq names its product G patch domain-containing protein 4. The record is from RefSeq and is a predicted model, not a curated record. The transcript has a single exon. Lineage: Eukaryota; Metazoa; Chordata; Aves; Caprimulgiformes; Caprimulgidae. The coding region runs from base 1 to 645 and encodes 214 amino acids.